Molecule: messenger RNA, 267 nt
Organism: Neospora caninum
Lineage: Eukaryota; Apicomplexa; Conoidasida; Eucoccidiorida; Sarcocystidae
Exons: 2
Coding region: 1-267 (88 amino acids)
Source: RefSeq, a predicted model, not a curated record
AUGGCGGUUCCUAAGGGGAAGCGCAGCAAGCACAAGUGCAAGCAGCGCCAGCUGAUUUAUUUCUUUGACCAGUUCGAUGGCGUCUUCAAACGCAGGAGAGAAUCCUUUUACCGAUCUUUCUACAGUCCGCCGUACUUCUCGAAGCUAACACACCAAACCAGCGGGUCUCCAUCCGUUCUAAGGCCUUUCAGAUUCCCCGGCUUCUGGCCUGGCAGAUUUGCUUUCAAAAUGGCGUCGGCAAUCUUGACCCGCGGGAGAGGGCAGUAA